This is a messenger RNA of Schistosoma turkestanicum, 642 nucleotides long. The record is from the annotation of a GenBank genome assembly. NCBI's taxonomy places the organism in Eukaryota, Metazoa, Platyhelminthes, Trematoda, Strigeidida, Schistosomatidae.
AUGGGAUCAAAUAAUAUCAACAGUAUAGAUGAUACUGAUGAAUGCAAUGAUGUGACAAAACGCAUUAAAAUCAUUUUAGUCGGUAAUUCAAAUGUUGGUAAAUCAAGUUUAGUACAAUCAUUUACUAAAAAAUCUGGUGACAACGAGUCGGUUUCUACUGUUGGUACUGAUUUAAAAUUACAUGAAAUGAGAUUGAAUGGUGAAUUAAUUAAACUUUACAUUUGGGAUACAGCUGGUACAGAACGAUUUAAAAAUCACAUGUGUCCAUCAUAUUUUCGUCAUGCACAAGGUGCAUUAAUAGUAUAUGAUAUAAGUUGUCCAAAAAGUUUUGAAGAAUUAAAUUCAUGGAUAAAAAUGAUUGAACAACAUUCUGGUAGUCGACUAAUCAAAGUGAUUAUUGGUAAUAAAACUGAUUUACCAGCACGUGCAAUACCUGUACAAAAAGCUGAAGAAUAUGCUAAAAGUAUUAAUUGUGCAUAUGUGGAAACUAGUGCAAAAACUGGACUACAUGUGAAACAAGCUUUUUUAACAUUAGUACAUUCGAUUAUUGAAAAGAAAUCCAAUGAAUUAAAAACUCGAAGAACUAGUGUCAGUUUACAUGGCAAACCGGUAAAACGUAAAGCACCUUGUUGUAUUCGUUAA